GCCGUUCUCGUAAAAGCGGUAACGAGAGGAUUUACCGGUUGAACACCUGACCUUCGGCAUCAACAUGAGGUUUUUCAACCCAAUUCUCCUACUUCUACUGCUGCUGUCGGUGCUGCUGUUGGCGAGCGCGCACAAACCUGAUUUCCUGAGUAUCCGUAGAAAAUAUCGGCGACAUUGUCCGCACAAACGCUGCCUACCGCUGCAUUCACGUGUUCCAUUCCCCUAAGGAGACACUUAUGAAAAAGGGGACAAUCAGUGGAAAAGACGAACUACAGGACAAUGGAAUUCCCAUCCACCGAGACAAACCCGCCUUCUGUAACCCAGUGCUGAGAGGAGACGGGCCAAGAAUCUUGACUGUGGUGUUUCAGUCUUCCCAGGCGACGUGGUUUCUACUGAUAAUGAUACAACGUUCCCCUUUCACCACAUCUGCUCUCCAAUAUAUAUAUAUGCAGUGGACUUGAGUUGUCACUACUCAUAGCUUUGUAAAUAGUUUAAACAUGAGAAUGACAUUUUGUAAAGUAUUCCUUGAAAUGUGUUUAUUUGUAAGUUAUGCACUUCAAAUGUUUUUAUUAUUUGAAUAUUAA
Molecule: messenger RNA, 584 nt
Organism: Sardina pilchardus (European sardine)
Lineage: Eukaryota; Metazoa; Chordata; Actinopteri; Clupeiformes; Clupeidae
Gene: apela
Product: apelin receptor early endogenous ligand
Exons: 3
Coding region: 65-226 (53 amino acids)
Biological process (GO): heart development; apelin receptor signaling pathway
Molecular function (GO): apelin receptor binding
Source: RefSeq, a predicted model, not a curated record